AUGCAUCCGUCACCCUCUAUCGCAAUCAUCGGUGCCGGGCCGAGUGGCCUUCUCUUCGCACGCCUCCUUGAGGUGAAUGGACUCAAGGACUAUGUUCUUUACGAGUGUGAUGAAUCGUCCACACCGGGCCCGUGGCAGCAAGGCGGUUCUCUAGAUCUCCAUGGCCCGUCAGGUCAGCAGGCACUCAAGGAAGCGGGUUUAUUCGAUGAAUUCAACACGGUCUACGCACGCUGGGAUGCCUCGCGCAUCCACAUUGUCAAAUCUUCUGGAGAGACAGUUGGGCGCUUUGGUGAGGGCCGUGACGCGCCGGAGAUCGAUCGCCUGCAGCUACGUCAGCUUCUACUGAGCUCUAUACCCGCGCACAAGAUCCAGUGGGGUCACGGUGUGCGCUCUAUUGAGGGGAAGAAAACAAAGAGUCCCGAUGAUAUGGGUAAUGGUCACGUUAUACAUUUUGUAAACGGUAUCUCGGCCACUGGGUUUAGGCUUAUUGUUGGGGCUGACGGGGGUUGGAGCAAAGUCCGUUCUUUGAUCUCAACAGCUCAGCCAGUCUAUUCCGGGAAGAUGUACAUCGAAGGCAAGAUUUCGCACAACAACGAGAGUUACAAAGCAGCCCACGACUUGGCCGGACCGGGAAUGAUGAUGGCGAUGGGUCCAAACAAGAGCUUAGCAUUGCAGCAAGUGGCUGAUGGCACAUACAGAAUGUACUUUGGUGUCGUCGUUGCUGAAGACUUUUACGAACACCGCAAUGGCAGUGCUAUGGAAAAGUCCGAAGCUGUGCGACAGUUGAUGCUGUCUUCCAAUGAGUUCUAUGCCAAUUGGGCUCCACAGCUCAAAUCUAUCGCCGAAAAUGCUGAAGGGCCAUUCCGUGCCUGGAGUUUGCACUAUCUGAAGCCAGAAGAAGUCGGUUGGAAACGCGAUGCGGCUCCGGGUGUGACGCUAGUCGGAGAUGCAGCACAUCUUUCAACGCCAUUUGUGGGCGAAGGGGUGAAUUGCGCCAUGUAUGACGCUGUGCUACUGUGUAGUUGUCUUCGUGAGCUUUGUGGCAAGGAUCUGGAUAUUGGAAGUGUCCAGCAAGCGGGCUUGGAAGAGGCCCUAUCUUCGUAUGAAAAGGAAAUGUUUGAGCGCGGUCGGGACUUGAUCCGGCGCAGCGCAGAGAGUGAAGCAGUGCUUUUCAGUGAUAAUGCGGUGGAGAAUGUUCUUGGAUUUGUUGAUGGAGAACAUGAUGAGCUCCUAUACAACGUGAAGGCCUCGGGUGGCAAAUAA
Molecule: messenger RNA, 1263 nt
Organism: Penicillium pulvis
Lineage: Eukaryota; Fungi; Ascomycota; Eurotiomycetes; Eurotiales; Aspergillaceae
Product: FAD-dependent oxidoreductase
Exons: 2
Coding region: 1-1263 (420 amino acids)
Molecular function (GO): FAD binding
Source: RefSeq, a predicted model, not a curated record